UCUCUUACCAAACGUAGCUACAGCUCCUAAGCAAUUCUUGAUCAAGAACUGGGGGACCCGUCGAGUUUCUGCCAAGUCAUUGUCUGCUAGCUGUUAAGAGCAACAACUGUCUGUAGACUUCGAGCGACCUUCUCUCUUCUAUAUAAGUGUUUGAUAUCUGUGUACGUUUCACAGCGGGACGAUUCCGUCACUGUGUUUGCCCAAAGUUAGUUGCAAAGUCACGACUAGUCAUUACCUGCGCAUUGAGUGUUCUGCCGUUUGCGAAGAAAAGUAGCCUGAAGUCUCAAAAUUAAUUUAUAUAAACAAGAAGUAAGCUGGUGAGGUAUAAGGUGUCGGCGUUCACCCUGUGAGCUACAGGCAGAACUUCGUAGGAACAAGUACUGAAGAAGCAUCGGAAUGUUGAAUAACGGCAAGCUGGCCGGCAAGACGAUUCUGAUUACAGGGGCGUCUCGUGGAAUCGGAAAAGAGAUUGCCCUGAAGUGCGCAAAGGACAAAGCCAAUAUUGUGGUUGCCGCGAAAACAGCCACCGCCAACCCGAAGCUUCCUGGAACGAUUUACACCGCUGCUGAGGAAAUCGAAAAGGCUGGAGGCAAGGCUCAUGCUGUCGUCAUGGACAUCCGCGAUGAAGCGAAUAUCCGGAACGCUAUAGAAGAGGGAGCCAAAAAAUUCGGAGGUAUAGAUAUCCUCAUCAACAACGCGUCGGCCAUCAGCUUAACGCCAACUGAAUCCACAGAGAUCAAAAAGUAUGAUCUCAUGCACCACGUCAAUGUCCGGGGCACAUUUAUCACGUCGAAAAUGUGCAUUCCCUACUUGAGGAAAUCAGCAGGAGGGGGGAGAAUUCUUAACAACUCUCCACCGCUUGUCAUGAGCGCGAAGUGGUUCGCGCCCCACGUUGCAUACACAAUGACAAAAUUCGGCAUGUCAAUGUGCGCCCUCGGAAUGGCGGAAGAGUUUAAGGGACAGAAUAUUGCCGUGAACACAUUAUGGCCAAAAACGGCUAUCUAUACCGCUGCAACCGCAAUGUUAGCUGGAAGCGCCGAUGCGGCCAUGUCCAAUUCUCGCUCUCCAGCGAUUAUGGCCGAUGCCGCGUACGCAAUUCUUACGAAACCACUAUCGUUUACUGGCAAUUUCUGCAUUGAUGAAGAGGUCCUUCGGGCCGAAGGUAUCACUGAUUUUGAUCAGUAUGCAUGUAAAAAGGGCAGCGAAAUUAUGCUCGACUUUUUCUUACCAGACAAAUACUAUGAGAAUGGUAAGCUGCUGCCUACUGCUAAUGGAACACCUACAGAAGCUGCUGCUGCUGCUGCUGCUGCUCCCGAAGUCAAGCCCCUGGACGGCGUGUUUGAAAGCAUCAAACGAUUACUCAGCGUAGAUCUUGUAGAGAAGAUUAAGGGUGUGUUUUUAUUUGAAGUUAAGGAGGGCGGAGAGUAUUUCAUCGAUCUGAAAUCGGGCGCAGGAGCCGCGGGAAAGGGCGCUCCCACGAACAAAGUUGAUGUGACUUUUGUUUCCAAUGAGCAGACGUUUUUGCAAAUGUUCGAGGGUAGUUUGAAGCCAACCGCGGCCUUUAUGUCGGGCAAACUAAAGCUCAAGGGUGACAUGAGCAAAGCUAUGAAACUCGAGAAACUGUUUAAAGAAACCAAGGGAAAGCUAUAGCUGGGAUUUGCUCACCGACUCUUCUAUCACAACGACGACGACGACGACGACAGCGACAUAAACAGCAUGUGAUAUUUAAUAAUCAGUAUGUCUAGGACUCACCCAUCGUCUGCUGAGACGUGUUGGGUGUAAGAAAUAAUUAUUGUCUAGAUAAAAUUAAUGCUCGAUAAUUCCAUUGCCUCAACGGAAAUGACGUGGAGUGAGGGGAACUCUCAAUAUGUGCAAUGAAUUACUAAUUCGUAACCUAAACUAUAUUAUAUAGAUACCUUCAUAUAGAAAACAAUGCAACAUUUGCUAAAAAUAAAAACGGCACAUCGCUCCAAAGUAUUUCUUACCCUUCUAGGAAAUGUCUAUUUAUUGUCAUUCAUCUGAAUGUAUCGAUAUGGCUCGAUAAAUGUCUUUUGUAGGAGAAGCAGUUGCAUUGUACGAGUAUCGUGCACACACUGGUGGAUAGUUGAAACUAGGCUUACGUAUGAUGCCGCAUUUAAGGACAAACAGCAUUUGACACUCUAAUCCGUUAUAGACAAUAUAAUAGUUAUAAUUUUGUAAUCGCCGAAUUCAUCUAGGCGAUGGGUACUCAAAAAAAUCUUUAAUAAAUCCCUCAGUAAAAUUAAUCAUGUACCUACUAGUGGUUUAAGGGUUCUUUCAUAUACUCGUUGUUAUCCUUCAAAGAAACCAAUCCGAGGUUGUAUAGAUAUAAGCUGCUCUUACAAAACAUAGCUAUAGGCGGUUUCAUUCAACUACAGCGGUUGUAAACGUGUUGCACGAUAAACAGACAAGUUGAAUCUUUUUGAAUAAGAUAGCCAUUUCAGUGCGCAUUUCAGGAAAUAACAUUAAGUAAUUUUUAGAAAUAAGGUACAAGAAAGUUGCUAUGGAUGUAUGUUUGGCCUAGUUGCGCUUUUACUAGAGUUUUAUCUUUCUACGAAUUAUGAGUCGUAUACUCUUGAAUUUUCGUCGAACUAUACUAGCAUCAACACAAAAUUUUAGAAACAAAUGUUUUUGAUAAUUAUGUCUGCGGUCAUAAGGUUCCUCUUGAAGCCCUGUAGAGCCGAUCAUCGUGACAGCCGAACUGAGUUUAUCUACGUGACGUUUAAUUUUUUGCGAAAAAGCUAACGCACUUUUCAUACAAGAUUUAUAUUUUUUAUUAAUUAAAUUUACAAAUGGUGUGUGAAAAAUAUCUGCUGUAGCUAAAAGGGUUCAUGCGUCGAUUUGGCUGCCAUGUCUCAACAUUUUUAUUCAUUCAUUUUUUCGUUAUUGCAUUAUAUUUUUUAUAGUUAACUACCCAGUACAUUUUGGAUACUUUAUUUACUGGCCUUGAAUGAUGCUACGACACUAGUAGAUGGGAAAGCCUCGUUAACGAA
Varroa destructor (honeybee mite) is the source of this 3011-nucleotide messenger RNA. RefSeq names its product Hydroxysteroid dehydrogenase like 2 (gene Hsdl2). The record is from RefSeq and is a predicted model, not a curated record. Lineage: Eukaryota; Metazoa; Arthropoda; Arachnida; Mesostigmata; Varroidae. Gene Ontology annotation, cellular component: mitochondrion.